AUGGCCGAUCCUAUUGCUGCAAUUGGCGAUGACCAACCAAACAUCCUAGAUCAACCGAUCCACGGUAUUAUUAUUCCAUCUGCACUAUUUGUGGUAGGUAUUUCCAUUAUCUCAUACAUGACUGGUGAUGUGAGAUAUCUAGCUGGUAUUUUAUUAUUCGCUGCUUUAUUAGGUGUUAGAGCACUAAGAGCUUUUCAACGUAGACAAUCUCUAUUUACAGACAGCUGGACUCCACUAGAGUUGGAUGAUCAAACUUUGAUAUCUAAGAAUACUGCAAUUUACAGAUUUAGAUUAAAGACCCAUAUUGAAACUAUACCUAUUCCAGCUGGUCACCACAUUGCUGUCAGAGUUCCAAUCAAUGGUGAAAAUGUUGUUAGAUACUACAAUCCAAUCAGUUCUAAGAUUGAAGCUGGUUAUUUGGAUCUAUUAGUAAAAUCGUAUCCAAAUGGUGUUGUAUCUAAAUACUUUGCCGCUUUGCAAACAGGUAUGACAGUAGAUUUCAAGGGUCCAAUGGGAAAAUUCAACUAUGUUCCAAACUCUUACAAGACUUUAUCUAUUGUAGCAGGUGGUACCGGCAUUACCCCAGUUCUUCAAAUAUUAAACGAAGUUAUUACUGUUCCUGAAGAUUUCACUAAAGUUCAUUUGAUUUAUGCCAACGAUACAGAAAAGGAUAUUUUAUUAAAGGAAGAAUUAGAUGAAAUGGCUGAAAAAUAUCCAAAUUUUGAAGUCCAUUAUGUUGUUCGUCAUCCAAAACAGGGUUGGGAAGGUGAAUCUGGGUUAGUUACAAUGGAUCAAAUGAGUAGAUAUUUACCACCUUACUCAGAGGAAAACAGAUUAAUUAUCUGUGGUCCAGAACCAAUGGAAAGAUUGGUGCUUGAACACGCUAGACAAUUGGGUUGGAAACAAGAUGGCUCCGCCUCAUUCGCUGAUGACCAAGUCUUUGUGUUUGCAUAG
Maudiozyma barnettii is the source of this 954-nucleotide messenger RNA. RefSeq names its product cytochrome-b5 reductase (gene PGA3). Gene Ontology annotation, molecular function: oxidoreductase activity. Lineage: Eukaryota; Fungi; Ascomycota; Saccharomycetes; Saccharomycetales; Saccharomycetaceae. Gene Ontology annotation, cellular component: plasma membrane; endoplasmic reticulum. The transcript has a single exon. The record is from RefSeq and is a predicted model, not a curated record. The coding region runs from base 1 to 954 and encodes 317 amino acids.